AACACUUCCUCCUUUUUCUCAAAAUGAGAAGAUGCCAAGCAAACCAAAUCGGGGUUCAAAUCUGGGGCAGCUUCCAUAUUCUCAUUUUCCAGGUUUUUCUUCUGCUUACCUUCUAAAGCCAGACCUCACUACUACUAAACAGCCACAGACCACUACACGUUCAAAAUUCAAAGUUACGUCAUCUGCAGAUCAUCUUUACCCUCAGAUGUUGCAUCCCCACUUGCCUUUUACUGCAAGGCCACGAAUGAUGCAACCUGUGACCAAACCUCCCCAUAUUCCCCAGAAGCCACCUGCCAGCAACCUGCAGAUUCCAGAACAAGUAUUCCCUUCAACUUAUACAGAAGCUUUAUCCCUGCUCUCAAAUUCUUAUCCACUGUAUCUCCAAAGAUUACUUGAGAAACCUGGGCCAUUGUAUCCUACAAUGUCUCAGAAAGGUCAAGGUGAACACAUGCCCUCCCAUUUAUUUUGUUCUCAAAAGAUGUUGGACACAAAACCAUCUGUACUUUCUCAGCUAUCAUGGCCUGAAAUGUUUAAAAGUGAGGUGCACCAGCUAUUUCAGCUUGUGUGCAUCCAGAUGGAGGCAGCCUUAAAACCUCCAGAUGUUUCCCAGCCACCAUACUCUGACACUGUAAAGGGUCAGGUAUAUGAGCCAUUCAACCUCUUGUGUGCCUUGCACAGGACCCAGCUGAAACAUUCAAAAACACCUCAAGGUCAAGUCUAUUACUCAUUUUACUUGUUCUGCCACCAGCAGAAACAAUCCUCAAAGCCUGCUGAUGUUGCACAAGAAACUCCCAAAGGCAAUCUAUACCAGGCUUUAUAUCCCUUCUAUUUUCAGACCCCUCAAAAACUCUCUGGAGAUAAUGAGCCCUCUCAACCUGUGACUCCUCAAGCCCAAGUAUACCCACAGCAAACUCAGAAACCUGCUGUAACUGAGCCACCACAAUCGAUGACUCCUGAAGCCCAUGUAUACUCACCAUACUUUCCCUUCUAUUCCUACCCAAAACCAACCCACAAGCCUGCAACCCAACCGCCACAAUCAGCAACUCCUCAAACUCCAGUAUACUCGCCAUACUUUCUCUUCUAUCCCCACCCAAAACCAACCCAGAAACCAGCAACUCAACCAUCACAAAUGGCAACUCCCCAAGCACAAGUACACCCACGGUUCUUUCCUUACUUUGACCAACCAAAGCCACUUCAGAAACUUGAUGUAACUCGACCACCACAAUCUGUAACUUCUCAACCCCAAGCAUACCCAUCUCCAUUCCAUUUCUAUUCUCAACCAAAGCCAACCCAGAAACCUGCAACUAAGCCACCACAAUUGGCAACUCCGAAAGCCCAAGUGUACCGACCAUUUUUCUACUUCUAUACCCCUCCACAGGUGGCUCAGAAACCUGCUGUUACUCAAGCCCCACAGCCUGCAGCAUCUCGGAACAAAGUUUAUGAUCAGUUCUCUGACAUCUACCCCAAACCAGAGCCACCUUCAGUGCCCACAGCAGUUUCUCAAACCCAGCAGUCACAGCCUCCUUGGGGCCAGCUAAACCAGCCAUUCUACUCUUAUCACCCAAGUACCCUGACCCAAUCAAAGCCAACUUCAAGAUCUACAGCUGAAUAUCAUAAGGACCAAGGACAACAAAAGCAAAGGUGCUUUUAUUCUCAGCUGUUGCCUGGAAAUCAGCUGGCAAAAAUUCCAACUAACACUGCUCUGGGACAUGGACCCUGUCUGCAGUCUAAACCACCAGCUGUGGAAAUGAGUGAAAGUGCUUCCCUGGUGAACCAUUUCCAUUAUUCACAACCUCCUGUUGCAAACCCUCUUCAAGGCCAGUUUAAAAACCCCUUCAACAUGUUUUAUUACCCACAGCAACCUCAUGGUAUGCAACAGUCUGAUGUGUUUGCCGUUUUGUCAAGUGAGCAAAAAAUGGAAUCUCCCCCAUCAAAACAAGGUAACCCUGUUUACUGUCCUCAAUAUUGUCCUUCUGUAUUAUCCAAUUGCUGUCUACAAAUAGUUUUGCAUCAUCAUUUUUACAGUUGUAUCCCAGGUGAUAGUAAAGCUGAACCUCAGUUGUACACAAGUUUCUUGCCAGUGUCUCAUCCUAUCUUUAGCCAAGGCUUGGAAACUGCUGAAAUUCCACAAAAACUUUCUGCACCAGUUCUGCAAGCUGGAAGCGCUAGUGCUUCAGCACAAACUUCUCCUUGGGCACCUCAAACUUCUGAUGCAUAUGAAUACUUUCUCCAACCACCAGAUGGCAUUGUUGCACUACCCAGGAGAAGUCUUUCCACGAUUGCAAAUGAAGAGCCAGUUUCUUAUUUUGGAACAAAAUUUCCAAAUUACAUGUUACAUGGAGCACAAAACAUGGUACUGCCACACUUGGAACAAGGAAAAUCUGAAUCUCCCAAUGACCCGUCUCAACUGCGGAUGCCUGACGGUGAACAAGUGAAGUCAGUUGUGCAAUAUGAACCUUUUACCAUCCAAUUUCCUGAACAAACUAUCCAUUCUAGGCCAAAUUUUAUGCUUUAUCUUGGCCAACAUGCUCUACAUGUAGGAGAGUUACAAAAUAAACCUGCUGUUGCGCAGCGGUCAUUGCACAAAUCUAAUUAUAAAAGUUCAACACAUCACAACUUUAAACGUGCAAUUGACAGGUUUUUCUCUCCUUACUCUAUGCCUGGAGAUUCUCCUGAGUCAAAUAGCUCUGUGGGCCUUAAUGGUAUUCAAGAACAGCCAUCUGAGACGGGGUCAAAUAAUUCAACCAAAGAACACAAAACUCAAAAUUUGUAUUCAGAACCACGAAGUUAUGUCCUCCUACAGCGUGGCCCACCAGGAAAGGAGCCCAAACGUUUUGGAGAGUUGAAUUAUGGUGCAAACUCAAAAGCCCUAAAACUAAGACAAAAUUCUCAUCUGCAAGCAUUAAAGUCUUUGCAGGAAAAACGACAAAAAUUAAAGCGGUUGGGUAAAGGAGCAUCUAGUCAUUCACUUAGUAGCAACUAUUUGCAGAGGGAUGGUGACUCAUCAGGUUUGUUUACCACGUCUGACCCAAAUACAGUGAAUUUUCACCAUGAACAAUCUUUCAGUGCUGACAAAUUAAAGCCUAACGUUCUGAAAUCACUUGACCUCUGGAAGUCCCAAACACCUUCAGAUUUCAGCCAAUUGUUUCUAGCCAAUGUUCCAGAAAAGACAGAAGUGAAGAGUGAUACGAUGGACCAACAGAAAAGAACAAACCUCUUCAGAUGGAUAAAAGGAAUUUAAAUAGGAAAUGAGUUUUUUCAUAAAAAAAAAAAACAAAAACAAAAAAA
This is a messenger RNA of Poeciliopsis prolifica (blackstripe livebearer), 3288 nucleotides long. RefSeq lists its product as uncharacterized. The record is from RefSeq and is a predicted model, not a curated record. NCBI's taxonomy places the organism in Eukaryota, Metazoa, Chordata, Actinopteri, Cyprinodontiformes, Poeciliidae. The coding region runs from base 32 to 3241 and encodes 1069 amino acids. The transcript has 2 exons.